AUGACCGAAGAUUUUAUUUCUUCCGUCAAGCACUCGAGUGAGGUGCUUAAGGAACGGAAAUCUAACUUCGAGUUUGUAGAAUACAAAUCUAAGCAAUUAACAUCUUCCUCAUCACGCAAUUCAAACUCAUCGCAUCACGAUGAAGAGCAUCAAUACAGCAAGAGGAAUAUUUUCCAGCGAUGUGUCGAUUCUUUCAAGCCUCCUCUGGACGGUUCGUUCGACACAAGCAAUUUGAAGAGGACUCUGAAGCCCAGGCAUUUAAUCAUGAUUGCCAUUGGUGGCAGUAUAGGUACUGGUUUAUUUGUCGGUAGCGGUAAGGCGAUCGCAGAAGGGGGUCCUCUAGGUGUCGUUCUGGGUUGGACUAUUGCAGGCUCUCAAAUUAUUGGGACGAUUCAUGGGCUGGGUGAAAUCACGGUGCGGUUUCCUGUCGUGGGGGCCUUUGCCAACUACGGUACAAGGUUUUUGGAUCCAAGUAUAAGUUUUGUUGUUUCGACCAUAUACGUGCUACAAUGGUUCUUUGUACUACCCUUAGAAAUCAUUGCGGCGGCCAUGACCGUACAGUACUGGAAUACCUCUAUUGACCCCGUAAUUUGGGUGGCCAUCUUUUAUGCUGUUAUCGUUUCCAUAAAUUUGUUUGGUGUGAGAGGUUUUGGGGAAGCCGAAUUUGCUUUUUCCACCAUAAAAGCAAUAACAGUUUGCGGAUUCAUUAUAUUAUGCAUUGUCCUCAUUUGCGGUGGGGGGCCCGAUCACGAGUUCAUUGGCGCCAAAUACUGGCACGACCCCGGUUGUUUGGCCAACGGGUUUCCGGGCGUUCUAUCUGUUCUUGUCGUUGCUUCGUAUUCCCUCGGUGGUAUAGAAAUGACAUGCUUGGCGUCAGGUGAAACGGACCCCAAAGGCUUACCAAGUGCUAUCAAACAAGUGUUUUGGAGAAUCUUAUUUUUCUUUUUAAUAUCAUUGACCCUAGUAGGGUUCCUUGUUCCAUAUACAAACCAAAAUUUGCUCGGCAGUUCAUCCGUGGAUAACUCACCUUUUGUCAUCGCCAUAAAACUGCAUCACAUUAAAGCCUUGCCAUCCAUCGUCAAUGCGGUCAUCCUUAUUAGUGUUUUAAGUGUAGGUAACUCCUGUAUCUUCGCUUCAAGUCGAACGUUGUGUUCCAUGGCUCACCAGGGCCUUAUUCCAUGGUGGUUUGGUUAUAUUGACCGUGCUGGUAGGCCGCUGGUUGGCAUUAUGGCAAAUUCGCUAUUUGGAUUACUAGCAUUUCUGGUCAAAUCAGGUUCAAUGACAGAAGUUUUCAAUUGGUUAAUGGCUAUUGCCGGCCUGGCCACAUGCAUUGUCUGGUUGAGCAUCAACCUGUCGCAUAUUAGAUUUAGACUGGCAAUGAAGGCUCAAGGGAAGUCCCUAGAUGAAUUGGAAUUUGUUAGUGCUGUCGGGAUUUGGGGGUCUGCGUACUCCGCUUUAAUCAACUGUUUAAUUUUGAUAGCUCAAUUCUAUUGUUCGUUAUGGCCCAUUGGUGGCUGGACCAGCAGCAAAGAAAGGGCCAAAAUAUUUUUUCAGAAUUACCUGUGUGCCUUGAUCAUGUUAUUUAUAUUCGUCGUCCACAAGAUUUAUUACAAGUGUCAAACAGGCAAAUGGUGGGGGGUUAAGGCGUUAAAGGACAUAGACUUAGAGACCGACCGAAAAGAUAUCGACAUCGAAAUAGUCAAGCAAGAAAUCGCCGAAAAGAAAAUGUACCUAGAUUCGCGUCCAUGGUAUGUGAGACAGUUCCAUUUCUGGUGUUAA
Molecule: messenger RNA, 1779 nt
Organism: Saccharomyces paradoxus
Lineage: Eukaryota; Fungi; Ascomycota; Saccharomycetes; Saccharomycetales; Saccharomycetaceae
Gene: TAT2
Product: aromatic amino acid transmembrane transporter TAT2
Exons: 1
Coding region: 1-1779 (592 amino acids)
Biological process (GO): amino acid transmembrane transport
Cellular component (GO): membrane
Molecular function (GO): catalytic activity; amino acid transmembrane transporter activity
Source: RefSeq, a predicted model, not a curated record